Messenger RNA from Triplophysa rosa, 4165 nucleotides. Its product is annotated as high choriolytic enzyme 1-like. Gene Ontology annotation, biological process: proteolysis. The transcript is spliced from 10 exons. Lineage: Eukaryota; Metazoa; Chordata; Actinopteri; Cypriniformes; Nemacheilidae. Gene Ontology annotation, molecular function: zinc ion binding; metalloendopeptidase activity. The record is from RefSeq and is a predicted model, not a curated record. The coding region runs from base 3063 to 3866 and encodes 267 amino acids.
GCUAGUAGAAUGUGUGAUGAAAGGAACAAAAAUAAACAAACAAACGUAUAGGUAUUGUAUGAAUCUUGUACUGAAUUUAAGUUUACAGCACUAAAAUAUAACAGAUACAGGUGAGAUUUUAAUACUUAAAGUCAGACAUGGGAAAGAAUAUAUCAGUAUAUUAUAUGCUAUAAUUUGACUUUUACUGGGCAUUUUUGAUACUUGACAAAUUUAGAGACUGUAUAGGAGUGUAUAACACCCCUAACAUAAUCCCCCCUCAAAUUUAUUUGUUCACUGUCAAAAACUUUAGUUAGUUCUUCUAUAACAUUCGUUAAAGAUUGUUAUGUUGAUUGUAGUUACUCAUUUAUUUUUUAGGUCCAGUUAAGAACUUGACUAUUUAAAUUUAAUACCAUUAGCAUCACAACUUCCUAGACUUAUUAUUGUAAAUAUCAGUUUAAUCGUCAUUUUGUGUCAAAAUGAAAAGCAUUGCAGCACCGAUCACUUGAUUUCCAAAUCUAUACCAUACAUGCCACGUAAAACUGAUACUCCGUAGAGAAAUCUGUGUGUUAGCCUUUGAACAUCGGCUACAGUAUGCAUGCAGGAAACUAGAGCAAAGACUGUAAGAGCAGUCCUCAAAAGGUGACCUUGUUCAGUGAGCCUCGACCAUUGAAAGGUUAAUUGCUAAACUGGAUUAUAACUUCUUAAGAGCAGAGAUUCCCAAUCACGUCCAAGCGGAACCAAGUGAUCGCCAGCACCUCAAAGAGUUUCUACAUGGCCACACUUAGAAUUAAAAGAUGUGUGACUAAUGUAUAUUUUAUACAAAACUACAUAAAUGAGUCCAGGAAAAUGCUGGACACACACUUAGCAUUAAUACUUCACUCCUUUCCUCUGCAUUGUAAAGAAAAACACCUUAUUUUUAUCUGUUAUUUACUAAGUUUUAAGUGCUAACAGAGUGUUUUUUAAAGGAUUUUAAUGGACCAGUUUUCAAAUACGUUUGCAACGUAGAAACUGCCCGAGUUACAAAGUCUCUGACUGGUUGAGCAUCUGACACUUUCCAAUCAUUGCUCACGACACUACAGUGCUUACGCUUCAAUCCAACCUAGAGUUCAGCAUUUGAUCAGCAAGUCAACCGAUUCUCGAGUGUGCUGGAACAGUGCAUCCAGACUUACGAUAGCUAAGAAAGUACUGCUAUCGUGUUCCAAUAAUGUUACGUCAGCGACGACGCAAAAUACCUAGAACGCCAAUGAAAUCGGUCGCGUGUUAGGCACUUUGUUUCCAAAUGCGACAUGACUGGAGAACUAGAGUCCGAGGUAAAACCUCACUCGCUGACACGAUGCAUGGGCUAGGGGACAACUCGAUCAAGAGGAUCACGGGGUCUUUCAGAUGGAGGCUUUUGUGUAGAUGUGGUUUAUGACUUUACCACAAAAGGUCACACUUCGGUGCUCUGGAAUGCUGAGAGAGGUCAUGACCCCAGGAACAGGUGUGAACCAUGAAGCAAACACUAAUAGCCUCAAAGACAACAGCUGGGAGGUGAAGGCUAUGCAGUAAGGGGGGACACUGAAUCAUGUCAAACAACCUAAAAAUUGCACAUUUUUUCCUCAAAUUAAAGGACCUAGUCUAUUGUCACUUAUAGUGUGCAUUUAAAAGGAGUUAGGCAAAGUCUUUGAUAUCUCUUGACUCAACCUUAAACCUCAAAUCUGUUUUUGAUGUCCAACCACUCUCGAUUUGAAUGCAACACAAAGCAUUUGUCAUAUUUGUUUAGCAUUGAUUAAAGUAAUCGAUAAUGAAACCCAGAAAAGCAAACAGUGUAAUUUCAUCACAGUGGAAGCAGCCAGACGCGCUCCAGCUCCAUCUAGCGGUGAUGUCAUUAUUCAGCGCUUAAGUGGAUUGUGCCAGUCUGCCGACUAGUGACGUCUGUGUACACUGUGUCCUCGAGCACAAGGUCAUAUGUUUCCGCACACGAAAGUUGAGACAUCCGAGCAUGUGGCCCAGUUAAAGCUCCUGUAGUGUGGCAACAAUGCAAUAACACUACAAUAAUGCAAACAUAAGAAAUAUAAAUGUUGCAGGUAUAGAACAGUCCCAUUGAUGUUCUGUUGUUAUCAACCUGCACUUUUAUUAAAGUAUAUGGUGCAAUAAAACCAUAUGUUGACAUAUAGAACCCACUACGCUAAUCUAGAGAACCUAUAAUUAAACAUCAAGAAAAAACAACAAAGCCCACAACCCUUGAUGAGAAACAAUAUUAAUAAGACUAGAAUAAUAACCUAAAUUAACCCACAGAUCAUUCUGGAUUUGUGUUGUUAAAAUCCCAUUACUGUGCACUCACACGAUAUACAUUCAUCCACAGAUGAAGUCAUAGAAACGUAUUCCAAGGUAAGGUGUAUCUACCAGAAUAAAUAGGGUGUUUCUCCUGUUUGCAUUGUAGUCUUAUUCCAGCACUUCACAGUGGGCUGGAGGUAAGCUUUUAGCACAGGAUUAUAGUACCUCACCCACUGAGUCGGAUUACACCUGUUUCCUGGACAGCUGUUAAAGAUGUGUCAUCUGUCAUUCAUAAUAUAUUAAGUGUUUGACAGUGGCGUUCCAGGAAUACAAUGGAACUACUGACUUUUGAGUUUAAUAUGGUAGCACAGGAGUUUCAACCUUUACAGACCCUGAAACCCACCACUUUACAUUCUUAGCCAACCCAAGAACUCUUAAAAUAUAACAAAAGCGGGGUUUCACUUCAUUUUUGCUUUACAUAAUGUUUAGAGAUUUUUAGUGAGAAAUUAUAUUAUUCAUAUGUAGAUAACACCUGGUUGCAAUUUACAACAGUAUACAGUAUGAUCAAAAUGUCCGAGGCUUCUGUUUUAGACUAGUUCUCAAAUAAAUACACCAAUGUAAUCUUGUUUAGUGUCCAAAGCUGACGUAAUCACAUGCUAGAAGCAUUUGAAAUCUUUUAAUAUGUCUGUGUUGAUUUUAACUUUAAACCCAAUGGUAGACACACCCAGGUGGCUAAUAUAUGGUAAAUAUAUAAAAUAGGCUUCCACUCAGUUCCCUCGCAGUUCUACACUCGGUGAGAAACUAUUUUUAAGACACACUGAGGGAAAAUGGAGCGUUUACUUCUAUUGUCCAUCUUGAAUGUUCUGCUAAAUCUGUCUCGAGCCGUUCCUGCUACGGUGUUGCCCACUGAUCAAGAUGUUGAAUCUCAACCUGAUGAAAGGGAUGUUUCCUCAAGAAUUCUGGAAGCAAACAAAGAGAUUAGUGAAAUGUUGCUGGAGGGAGAUGUGGCUUUGCCUAGAACAAGGAAUGCCAUGAAAUGCUUAAGUAGCUACUGCAAAUGGCCAAAAUCUUCAUCUGGACGGGUUGAAGUGCCUUACACCAUUGCUGACUUCUUCUAUACUGAAGAGAAGGCAGUUAUUGUAAGUGCGAUGAAGAGCAUUGCUGAAAAAACGUGCAUUAGUUUCGUGCCGCGAACAAAUCAAGUCGAAUACAUCAGUAUUGAGAGUCUAGUAGGGUGCUGGUCUAACGUAGGACCAUCUGGAGGUAAACAGCAACUGUCUCUGUCAGUGGAGGGUUGUGUUUAUUACGGGAUCGUUGAACACGAGCUCCUCCACGCUCUUGGUUUCCACCAUGAGCACACCAGGAGCGACAGGGACCAGUAUGUCCGCAUCAACUGGGAAAACAUUCCACAAGCAUCCGCAAACAACUUUGAGAAGAAGGACACAAAUAAUCUGAAAACCCCUUAUGACUACAAUUCCAUCAUGCAUUACGGAAGGACUUCCUUCAGCUUACAGUAUGGGAAGGAAACCAUCACUCCUAUUCCUGACCCAUCAGUGAAGAUCGGACAGAGGCAGGAAAUGUCUAACAUUGACAUUCAGAGGAUCAACAAGCUCUAUGAAUGUGCUCUGUGAAGUGGAUUCAACCCUAAUUGAAAUACUGACUGUUGCAGAACAAACAGAGUUACUACUGUUCUGUUUAAUGAAAACAUCUUUAUUCCUUUUUUGUCUGUAACUUAAUUGUGUGCUGCAUUUCAAUAAACCUUCUAAAAAAACCGCAAUUGAUAAGAAUGUGUUUUCUUUGUUAGUUCCUAGCAUGUAUUGAAGUCUUGUGGGAUUUAAAGUAACAGUUUGACCAAAUCUCAGUCAGCAAGCAAGUAUGAAAAAGGACUGAAGCUUUUGAGCUUUAAAAAUGAUUAUACGAAAGUGGUUCA